Cylicostephanus goldi is the source of this 488-nucleotide messenger RNA. The record is from the annotation of a GenBank genome assembly. NCBI's taxonomy places the organism in Eukaryota, Metazoa, Nematoda, Chromadorea, Rhabditida, Strongylidae.
AUGGGUGAGGUCACGGCAGCCCAGGGUCGUUUGAAGCUGGAGGUACCAAUCGCCAAUGCCAACUCUUCGAGACCACCAUUGCACGCAGAGAAACAAAAAGAAUUGCUCAAUGAGGUGCGGAGCCUGUCCUUUUUUCGGACUUUAUUAGGAACAUUGCGGUAUUUUCUCAAUAGGUUACAAGCUGAGCAUAUGCCUUAUCACUUCAAUCCCACCGUAAUUAUACAUUCUAUGUCUUGUUUUUCUACCGAUGUGAUACCUGCUCAUCUGAAUAUUCCAAUUGCGGCCAUUUAUUUUGGAAAUAUUCAGGGUGGUGUGCUUAUUAGUCAUUGGGAGGUUUCAUACAGAGACAAAGCUGAGGCGGAUGAAAGAUGGAGAAGUAAAAUCAGCGCGGAUUUUAUGUAUGACCAAAGUGACAUCAUUAGUCUCAAGUUUGAAAAUCCUGGAGAAUCAAGUGAGUUGAUCAGUUUUACAUUCAAAUUUACUUGAGA